Lepus europaeus (European hare) is the source of this 4153-nucleotide messenger RNA. It is a transcript of the gene SLC16A2, whose product is annotated as solute carrier family 16 member 2. Gene Ontology annotation, molecular function: monocarboxylic acid transmembrane transporter activity; thyroid hormone transmembrane transporter activity. The record is from RefSeq and is a predicted model, not a curated record. The coding region runs from base 129 to 1748 and encodes 539 amino acids. Lineage: Eukaryota; Metazoa; Chordata; Mammalia; Lagomorpha; Leporidae. The transcript has 6 exons. Gene Ontology annotation, biological process: transmembrane transport.
CCAGCUGGGGCGAGGAGCCGGGAGGAGGAGGCAGCGGCGGCGGCGGCGGCAGCAGCAGCAGCAGCAGAAACAAGUACCAGCCACACAGCGGCUCCUCCAGCCGGAGCAGCCACAGUCCCCCGGCCGCGAUGGCGCUGCAAAGCCCGGCGAGCGAGGAAGCCAAGGAGCCCUGGCAAGAGGCAGACCAGGAACAGCAGGAGCCGGUGGGUAGCCCGGAGCCCGAGCCGGAGCCGGAGCCUGAGCCGGUGCCAGUGCCCCCGCCCGAGCCCCAGCCGGAGCCCCAGCCGGAGCCCCAGCCCCUGCCGGACCCCGCACCCCUGCGGGAGUUGGAGUUUGAGCCCGAGCCGGUGCACGAACCCGAGCCCACGCCCACAGUGGAGACCCGCGGCACCGCGCGUGGCUUCCAGCCUCCCGAAGGUGGCUUUGGCUGGAUGGUGGUGUUCGCUGCCACCUGGUGCAACGGCUCCAUCUUCGGCAUCCAUAACUCCGUCGGGAUCCUCUACUCCAUGCUGCUAGAGGAGGAAAAAGAGAAAAAUCGCCAAGUGGAGUUCCAAGCAGCAUGGGUAGGAGCUCUGGCCAUGGGCAUGAUCUUCUUCUGUUCUCCCAUUGUGAGUAUAUUCACUGACCGUCUGGGCUGCCGGAUCACAGCGACCGCGGGGGCUGCCGUUGCUUUCAUAGGCCUCCACACCAGCUCCUUCACCAGCUCCCUGAGCCUGCGCUACUUCACCUACGGGAUUCUCUUUGGUUGUGGCUGCUCCUUCGCCUUUCAGCCAUCCCUCGUCAUCCUGGGCCACUACUUCCAGCGUCGCUUGGGUCUGGCCAAUGGUGUGGUGUCUGCUGGCAGUAGCAUCUUCUCCAUGUCCUUCCCCUUCCUCAUCAAAAUGCUGGGGGAUAAGAUCAAGCUGGCCCAAACCUUCCAGGUGCUGAGUACCUUCAUGUUUGUUCUCAUGCUGCUGUCACUCACCUAUCGGCCCCUCCUGCCCAGCUCCCAGGACACCCCAAGCAAGAGAGGUGUCCGUACCCUGCACCAGCGCUGUCUGGCUCAGCUCAGGAAGUACUUCAACAUGCGAGUGUUCCGCCAACGCACCUACCGCAUCUGGGCCUUCGGGAUUGCUGCUGCUGCCCUCGGCUACUUCGUUCCCUACGUCCACUUGAUGAAGUAUGUGGAAGAAGAGUUCUUGGAAAUCAAGGAGACCUGGGUGCUCUUGGUGUGUAUCGGGGCUACCUCAGGCCUUGGGCGUCUUGUAUCAGGCCAUGUCAGUGACUCCAUUCCUGGACUUAAGAAGAUCUACCUGCAGGUCCUCUCCUUCCUGCUCCUGGGCCUGAUGUCCAUGAUGAUUCCCCUGUGCCGCGACUUCGGGGGCCUCAUCGUUGUCUGCCUCUUCCUGGGCCUGUGUGAUGGCUUCUUCAUCACCAUCAUGGCCCCCAUUGCAUUUGAGCUAGUGGGCCCAAUGCAGGCCUCACAGGCCAUUGGCUACCUCCUGGGUAUGAUGGCUCUGCCAAUGAUUGCUGGGCCUCCCAUUGCAGGCCUUCUCCACAACUGUUUUGGGGACUACCAUGUGGCCUUCUACUUUGCCGGCGUGCCCCCCAUCAUUGGAGCUGUCAUCCUUUUCUUCGUCCCUCUGAUGCAUCAAAGGAUGUUCAAGAAAGAGCAGAGGGAUUCCAGCAAGGAUAAGAUGUUGGCUCCUGACCCAGAUCCCAAUGGCGAGCUGCUGCCAGGCUCCCCCACCCCUGAGGAACCAAUCUAAUGCCUCUUUCUUGCCAUUGUGUGCCCCCCCCAGCCCUUCCCCUCCAUGCCACCUGCUCAGCCUUUACAUUUUUGCCACCAGCACACUUGUUUCCAUACCUGUGCACACAGCAUUUCAGCCACCUGACCAUUCCCUUGGAGCCAAAACUCCAGGUGUUCCAAACUCAGUAACCAAAUUCUCCCCAUGAAUGCCUUCAAACUUGCCGGGGUCCUUCUCUUCCCAAGAUCUGGGAAAGCUUAGGAUCGCCCCCUUGGCCUUUGGAACCUCUCCAAAUACUUUCUAUCCUCUGGGGUAGGAAGGGGGAUGGGACCUCCCAGCCCGUUUAUUUGUCACCCACCAAAACCAAUUGCCAAAGGUGCUACUGUGUCCCCAGGAGCCUAGUGGGGGAAGCCCCAAGCCUCUGUUUGCUGAAGACUUCAUUGCCAUCCAUCCUUGAGAGCCAUUGUGCUGGGGAGUCGGGAGGUGGGGGAGAGGCGGGGCAUGGAGGGAAGGCAGAGAGGCAAAAUAAGACAAAGCGUCUUGUUUUGCCUGUUUCUCAGGACCACGGCUUCUCAAUAGCUGUAUACAAGCAGUGUCCACAUGAUAUGGUCGCUUAACAGUCUGCUUCCCCUUCCCUUCCUUGUUUUCUCUCCUGCCUCCUCUCCACUCUCUUCCCCCUUUAUUUCUCUCUGUCACUAUCAUAGACACAUAGGUGCUUUGAGAAAGGAGGGAGGGACCCAGAGCUUGGGCCAAUCACUCUCGCCUUGGCCCAGUCCACCUCUAACACUAACAUUAAUUCCACUCAUCUCAGGCUGAGCCACAUCUCACUUUUUGGCUCAAGCUGAUCUAAAUCGCAGACUGGAAAAGUAAAAUAUCAUAUAGGGAGGGAUCUUAAACACCGGAGUUCCUCGUUCCACUGACUGCUUUUUACAGGGUUCCCAGGCCAACACCUGAACCUAGCCCCCACCCCCAGCUCCCCAUCCUUGUAUCAACCUGUCAAAAUGUGAAGAAGCUCCUUUCAUCUCAGCAGGCAGAGGACUGAUGACAGCCGGCUGGCAUGGUGCGAAGAGGAGCAGUGGGCACUGAGUAUUGACCUGGCGAAGGACCAACUCCAUCUCUGUUUGCAUGACAAGUCAAUAUUUCUACCUGGGCCAGGCCAGGAAAGGGAGUGCUUUAGGAAAAACCCCAUUCCCAAUCUGGAUCCCAAAAAGGUACAGGCAGCAACUGCACAUAGGGUUGGACAAUUUCUUUUAGGAAGAGGAAGCCAUCCUAACCUUUACCACCCAAUUGUGUCCCCCAUCCUGGGCAUCCUGGGCCACUCAACUUAGUGGGCAUUAAAGGUGCCAGGAAAGGUAGACUCUGGGCCACCUUCAGCCCUCUGAGGUAGGUGCCAGCUGUUUCCCUAGGUCCAGGCUCUGGGCAGGUCUUACUGAAGAGCAUUCCAAGUGCCCCUGGCUAGGGGCAGUGGGCAUUGCCAGGCUGUUUUCAGCUAGCACAGCUCACCUCAUUAGGAGCUCAGCCUCUCUCCUCAUUCUGCCUCUUUUUGUCUCUCCCCCCUCACACCUCCCCACCCAGGCCUUUGUCUAUUGUGUUCCUGUCAGCCAACCUUGCAUCAUCUUUUCACCAAGCAUUCCUGGCUGACACUUGGAGCCAACUUGCCAUCCCAAGCCAGGGUCAUCCCAGGGCCAGGAGGAUGAGGUUGCCCUGAGGGGCUCCAAAGGAGACAAUGGCCCCCACCCAUGAGUUUUUCCGUUACAAACAGGCAGCUGGGGCAUAGUUGGCCUCUGAUGGUUUCAUUCAAGGCCAAAGUCCUGAGCCCCCUCCGCUGGUCCCAAUCCAGCUCUUGUCAAGUUCCCAAAGGAAAACCCACUGGUUCUUGGCUCUGUGGGUAGGAAGGGGCCUAAUUACUACCCUGUCAGCACAAACAGCAGUGGAGUAGGAGAGGCUGGGCCCCAGGAGCCCUGGAACUCCCAAGAGAGACCACAGGAAAUACUGGAGCAACAGUGCCCUUGCCUCCAUUCCUGCUUGCCCUUCCCCCUACCGAAUCAAGUGGAAGUUGCUUCUGCAGGGCCUCCUUUGUUGUUCAAGGCGUGUAUAGCACUUAAGAAUCAGGCUGCUACCCACUUCUCUCCAGAUGAAGGAAAGAUAUUCACAGGUCCCGAAUCUGCCCAUUCAAGUGUCACAUAACAUGGCAGGGUGUCAAUUUACUUCUUCCACACAUGUGCACGUGCGUGUGUGGGCUUGUGUGCUUUUGGAGAGAAUGUUGGCUGGCAAAAGCAGCACAGUAUUAUUAAUAUUUAGAGUAGGAUGCCGCCUCUUAGGCACCACAGUUAAAUCUAGAAGAACGAACAAAAUUUCAGAGCUUAAGACCUGAGACAUUUAAAUCCUCAAGGGGUUUGGAACAAAAUAAACAAAUCUAAAAAUCU